AUGGGAGAACUAUUCACUACGUUAUGUCGACAGGCUCCUCAACAUCAACAGUCCUAUGCUUCGAUUUACCGUGAAAUCAUGUUCCCGCUCAUGAUCGUCAUAGCGCUAGCAUUGCCUUCCAUUGUCCCUUCUAUGGAGGAGCAGCCACAUACGCGUCAAAAAAGACUUUCUGUGGCCAUAUAUCUGUGUGGAUCUGGCUACUCAUACUACCCUUGUGGACCAUGCGUAUUCAACUGCUAUCCAGGAGCACAACGAUUCUUCCCUGUUGCUCAACCGUAUUACUAUUAUCCAGCACCCACCAUAAUACAGCCGCCCACUGUUAUUCAACCAGGAAUACAAUCGACUCAACAGUGCAUCGGACCGUGCGUAAAUGGACAGUGCCCAGCAGGAUAUCAAUGUAAUGCGAAUAACGGGAUAUCAAUGAGAUACGUGCUAUUGGUUAGCAUAGCACUGGCAGUUGUGUACUGUGAAGGACCGGUCUACGUCCAAGAACUAGAAGCAUUGGUACAGGCGAAGAACGAUAAGCAGGAACUAAGGAGUUUAGCAGAUAACAGAUACAUGAUUAGAUCCGAAAAAUUGAAACGUCUAAAAGUGAUCCUUAGAAGACUAUCACCUGCUAUCCAGGCUAAGUACAAAAAUACCAUUAACGAAGAAAAAGCGAAGAAGAAAAAACUGCUUGAAAUGCAAAGAGCCGAUGCCAAGAAAUGGGGCUACCAAACAUUACUAAUGAAAAUAGUGGCAAUUGAUAGUGACAUGAGUAUCUCAGAUGCCGAAGCAAGUAAACGCGAACAAGCGCUCUUAAAAGCUCUUACACCUUCGCAAAGGAAAGACUUCGAGGCAAUAAAGCAAGGAAGGAAAGCUAGAAACGGAAGUAGUACGUGGCCUAUUAUGAUAAUUCUCUGCAUAGUCACUAUUUAUGUAUUCAUCUUCUAUCAGGAUUUAAAAUGA
Messenger RNA from Necator americanus (New World hookworm), 948 nucleotides. RefSeq lists its product as uncharacterized. The transcript is spliced from 10 exons. The record is from RefSeq and is a predicted model, not a curated record. The coding region runs from base 1 to 948 and encodes 315 amino acids. Lineage: Eukaryota; Metazoa; Nematoda; Chromadorea; Rhabditida; Ancylostomatidae.